Tarenaya hassleriana is the source of this 1903-nucleotide messenger RNA. Its product is annotated as V-type proton ATPase subunit B1. Gene Ontology annotation, biological process: proton transmembrane transport; ATP metabolic process. Gene Ontology annotation, cellular component: proton-transporting V-type ATPase, V1 domain. The transcript is spliced from 15 exons. The record is from RefSeq and is a predicted model, not a curated record. NCBI's taxonomy places the organism in Eukaryota, Viridiplantae, Streptophyta, Magnoliopsida, Brassicales, Cleomaceae. Bases 144 to 1613 code for a protein of 489 amino acids. Gene Ontology annotation, molecular function: ATP binding; proton-transporting ATPase activity, rotational mechanism.
ACAGAUAUCUCGCAACCACGUUUUAUCAGACUGCAUCCGCAUAGUUUAUUGUUUACAAACUCAUAAUUCUCUCUGUGGUUUGAGUCUAAUCGUUCCUGGAAUUGUGCUCUUGGAGAGCGACGUGAUCGGUUUGUUCUGUGGAAAUGGGGGCGAAGACUAAGGAUAUCGACAUGGCGGAAGGAACUCUCGAGAUCGGCAUGGAGUAUAGAACUGUUUCUGGUGUUGCCGGGCCCCUGGUCAUCCUUGACAAAGUGAAGGGUCCGAAGUACCAGGAGAUCGUUAAUAUUCGCUUAGGAGAUGGAACAAUGAGACGUGGUCAGGUUUUGGAAGUUGAUGGGGAAAAAGCGGUUGUGCAGGUUUUUGAAGGAACAUCUGGAAUUGACAACAAGUUCACCACUGUGCAAUUCACAGGAGAGGUUUUGAAAACACCUGUGUCAUUGGACAUGCUUGGGCGCAUAUUUAAUGGGUCUGGAAAGCCAAUUGAUAAUGGCCCUAAUAUUUUGCCUGAGGCAUACCUUGAUAUUUCUGGAAGUUCUAUCAACCCCAGUGAGAGGACCUAUCCUGAGGAGAUGAUACAGACAGGAAUUUCUACCAUUGAUGUGAUGAAUUCCAUUGCUCGUGGACAGAAGAUUCCUCUUUUUUCCGCCGCUGGUCUGCCUCAUAAUGAAAUAGCAGCUCAAAUUUGUCGUCAGGCUGGUCUUGUCAAGCGGCUGGAAAAGAGUGAUGACCCACUUGGGGAUCAGCAAGAGGACAAUUUUGCAAUUGUCUUUGCAGCUAUGGGAGUAAACAUGGAGACAGCUCAGUUCUUCAAGCGCGAUUUCGAAGAGAACGGGUCAAUGGAGAGAGUUACCCUUUUCCUAAACCUGGCCAACGACCCAACCAUCGAGAGAAUUAUCACUCCUCGAAUUGCCCUCACAACAGCAGAAUACUUGGCUUAUGAAUGCGGGAAGCAUGUUCUCGUUAUAUUGACAGAUAUGAGUUCAUAUGCAGAUGCGCUUCGUGAGGUUUCGGCUGCCCGAGAAGAAGUUCCUGGAAGACGUGGAUAUCCGGGUUACAUGUAUACUGAUCUUGCAACUAUUUAUGAGCGUGCUGGGCGAAUUGAAGGAAGAAAAGGUUCCAUCACUCAAAUUCCCAUCCUGACUAUGCCCAAUGAUGAUAUCACACAUCCUACUCCGGAUCUCACUGGUUAUAUUACCGAGGGUCAGAUAUAUAUUGACCGGCAGCUCUACAAUCGACAGAUAUAUCCACCCAUAAACGUGCUCCCAUCCCUUUCUCGGCUUAUGAAGAGUGCUAUUGGUGAGGGAAUGACCCGUCGAGACCACGCUGACGUGUCCAACCAGCUAUAUGCAAACUAUGCCAUCGGGAAGGAUGUUCAAGCCAUGAAAGCUGUGGUCGGAGAAGAAGCACUUUCUUCUGAGGAUCUGCUUUAUCUGGAGUUUCUCGACAAAUUCGAGAGGAAAUUCGUGGCACAAGGGGCAUACGAUACCCGGAACAUAUUCCAGUCGCUGGAUUUAGCGUGGACGUUGCUUCGGAUCUUCCCCCGGGAGCUUCUCCAUCGUAUCCCCGCUAAGACCCUCGAUCAAUUCUACAGCCGCGACUCGGCCUCAGGCUAAGUCCUCCUCCUCCUACUCUGUAACAUUCCUUCUCCGGUCAGUGUAUGAAAACCACCGUAUUUGCCUGUUUGGGAGAAGAAAACAAAUUGGUUUCAAGUCUAAAAUCACAAAACGAGUGUGUGUUUUUGGAACAUUGUUCUCAGUUGUGUACUUUAUUUAUAGCUCUGUGUUGUGUUCCUGAGACUUGGGAGGAGAAAGAUUUUCUUCUUUUACAUCUCAAUGUAUUUCUUGGUGUUUUGUGAUUGGUAUAUUGCUCUUUCAAAACAUUAAGACUCUAUUUCCUGUUUUAA